AUGGUUGAUAAAAAUGGUUCUACAAUUGGGUACGUAGCCCGGAAUUUGUUGCUCUGCUUAUUCGUUUUCACGACCAUACUCUUUGCUCUCUCUUGUUACUUUGUGUUGCGUUCCACUGCUCAUAAUCGUUUCCUUAGCUCCACAUUUCCACCCAAAUCAUUCACUGAUGAUGUGAAUGUGAAAGGAGUAAAACGGGACAAGGAGGAUUGUAGAUGCAAUAAGGAUAAGAAGGCGAUGGCUCCUCUUAAAGUUUAUAUGUACGACAUGGAUCCCGAGUUUCAUUUCGGAUUGUUAGAUUGGAAACCUCAAGGGAAGAAUAGUGUAUGGCCUGAUAUUCAGAAGUAUAUACCUCCUUAUCCUGGAGGAUUGAAUUUGCAACACAGCAUUGAGUAUUGGCUCACGUUGGAUCUUCUUGCAUCGGAAUAUCCAAACGCUCCAAGGGCGAUUGCUGCGAAACGGGUUCAUAACUCCUCUGAAGCUGAUGUUAUAUUUGUUCCAUUUUUUUCAUCGCUGAGUUAUAAUCGGUACUCUAAGGUGAAUCCUCACCAGAAAACUAGCAGAAAUAAGGAUUUGCAAGGAAAGCUUGUUACUUUUUUGACUGCUCAAGAGGAAUGGAAGAGAUCCGGUGGUAGAGACCAUGUGGUUCUUGCUCAUCAUCCAAAUAGCAUGUUGGAUGCUAGAAACAAGCUGUUUCCUGCAAUGUUUAUACUCUCAGACUUUGGAAGGUACCCGCCUACUGUGGCAAAUGUUGAGAAAGAUAUCAUUGCGCCUUAUAAGCAUGUCAUCAAAGCAUACGAAAACGAUACGUCCGGUUUUGAUAGCAGGGAAAUUCUGCUAUACUUUCAGGGUGCAAUCUACAGGAAAGAUGGCGGGUUUGUGCGUCAGGAGUUAUUUUACCUCAUGCAAGAUGAGAAAGAUGUGCAUUUCUCGUUUGGGAGUGUGAGAAACGGAGGCAUAAACAAAGCAAGUCAGGGAAUGCACAACUCCAAGUUCUGCCUCAACAUUGCCGGAGACACUCCAUCAUCAAACCGUCUCUUUGAUGCCAUUGCCAGUCACUGUGUACCUGUCAUUAUCAGUGAUGACAUUGAGCUUCCUUUUGAGGACGUUAUUGAUUACUCUGAGUUCUCAUUGUUUGUUCGCACCUCUGAUGCCUUGAAAGAGAACUUUCUGGUUAACUUAAUAAGGGGAAUAAGCAAAGAGGAAUGGACACGAAUGUGGAAGAAAUUAAAGGAAGUGGAGAAAUUCUACGAGUUCCAUUUCCCGUCUAAAGUAGAUGAUGCAGUGCAGAUGAUAUGGCAAGCGAUUGCACGCAAAGUUCCGGGUGUGAAAAUGAGGAUUCAUAAGUCGCGAAGGUAUUCUGGAUUUGUUUCUGAGACAGGGAAAGAAUCAAGAUGGUCACUGAUACCCCGGAGUUUCUGGUGA
Arabis nemorensis is the source of this 1422-nucleotide messenger RNA. Lineage: Eukaryota; Viridiplantae; Streptophyta; Magnoliopsida; Brassicales; Brassicaceae. The record is from the annotation of a GenBank genome assembly.